Xyrauchen texanus (razorback sucker) is the source of this 1956-nucleotide messenger RNA. It is a transcript of the gene tmed1a, whose product is annotated as transmembrane p24 trafficking protein 1a. The transcript is spliced from 4 exons. NCBI's taxonomy places the organism in Eukaryota, Metazoa, Chordata, Actinopteri, Cypriniformes, Catostomidae. The coding region runs from base 239 to 925 and encodes 228 amino acids. Gene Ontology annotation, biological process: Golgi organization; intracellular protein transport; endoplasmic reticulum to Golgi vesicle-mediated transport. Gene Ontology annotation, cellular component: endoplasmic reticulum; COPII-coated ER to Golgi transport vesicle; Golgi apparatus. The record is from RefSeq and is a predicted model, not a curated record.
CGGAACACGAGUUUUUACGCGACGCUGCAAAACUAGAACGCCCCCGGUAUUAUCAACAAAGCAAACUUUCUAAACUCGACGCAUUCAGCAGCGUGGGUCCGCGAGAGUCCACAAUUAUGCGCUUGCAGUGUCUACUCACACAUACGGCAAUGGUAGCGUUCUAGUUUUGUCGCGUCGCCUGCACUUCAGACAGGCUGUUUGAAACGGCUGCUCUAGUGUGUUUAUUAAAAGCGCAGUAAUGCAGUGCGUUCAAGAGGCGCAUCUCGUCGUGCUGUCGCUGCUGCUGACUCUCAAUGUGGAUUUGGGAUUCGCGUUCGGAUCGAAUCUGGACACAGAAUUCACUUUCCUUCUACCUGCCGGAGGAACCGAGUGCUUCUUCCAAACAGCCACAAAGAACGGCAGCAUGGAAGUGGAGUAUCAGGUCAUUGCAGGCACAGGGCUGGACGUCGGCUUCACUCUGAUCUCCCCCAGCGGAUACAGGCUGGUCUCCGACUUCAGAAAAUCUGACGGUAUCCACACGGUGGACUCCAUGGAGGAGGGUGACUACAGAAUUUGCUUCGAUAACAGCUUCAGUCAUAUAUCAGAGAAGAUGGUUUAUGUGAUGGUGAUUAUGGAUGCAGCAGAGGAGGAUAGGGAGGAUGAUGAAGAUUGGGCUGGUCUGCCAGAAACUGAUGAUUCACUGGAGUACAAACUAGAGGAUAUCAGGGAGGCGAUGGAUGUCAUGCACAGGAACCUGGAGCGAAGCUGGAAGAUCCAGACGACGUUGCGGGCGUUUGAGGCUCGUGAUCGCUACCUGCUGGAGGAUAAUCUGUGGCGUGUUUCCUUUUGGUCCAGUGUCAGUUUGCUGGUGAUGCUCAGUGUGGCUCUCUCCCAGGUCUAUACAGUACGCAGAUUAUUCAGUGACAAACACAGAGUUUGCACGUAGUGAAGAUGAGCUGGACAGGGACCUAAAAGGGUCUUAAGGAUGCUGUAACUACUGUUUGCACUGUUAGCAUAGGUGAAACAUGACUUAUGUGCCAGGUUGUGGAUGGUUCUGAUGGUGUUGGUAAUAUAUAGAGAGGAUUAAUGAUAACUGCUGAAGAAUGAAAUAAAAGUAUGUACUAAUGUAUACAGGAAAAUAAUCAUUAAAGGAAUAGUUCACAUAACAAAAAAUCAUCAUUUACUCACCCUCAUGCCGUUCCAAACUCAUAUACCACUGUUGUUGGUUUUUUUUCCCCCGUGGAGCAUUAAAGGAGAAAUAUUUGAAGAGUCUUUACGUAGGUCUUGCUCUACAGCUUACAACUACUAAGCUCCGAAAAGGUAAAAAAAAACAAAAAGGUAAGAUAAUAAAAGUAGUCCAUACAACUUACGCACUAUAUUUUAAGUUUAUUGUCAGCAACCAGAUUGAAAAUCCAGAUGUUGUCACUAUACACUGGAGAACCAAUGUUGUUUUAAUGUCAAUGAUGUUGACAUUAUGAUGUCCAGAUUCAAUCAAGUUUGGCGGAAUUGAAGAUUAUCAGUGAAUAAAGCUUGUUUCACACAAAAUUUUUGUAUGGCUUCAGAAGACUUGGAAUAUAGUGUGCACCAUUAGUAUUAUGGUCUUUUUUGGAGACAGACAUGUUUAUUAUGAACCGUUGCUGUAUGGCAUGAGCUUUGUAAAGAUUCUUCAAAAAUGUCUACUGGUGUUUAUGCAGAAAAAUAGGGUUUGGCAUGACAAUUUUCAUCAGUGAACUGUUUCUUUAAGGAACUCUCAGGUCUUUAUGCCUUUCAAAGUAAAUAUGAGUAUUUCGAUAUAUCGGUGAUUAUUUAAUAUCUGAUUUGUUUGUUUUUUAAUGGACUUCUAAAUUUUUUAGAGCUCAAACACUGUUAAACACCAAAUUGACGAAGUAGAAACAUGAUUGUAGCUUGUUUGUUAAUGUAAUUUUUUAUACAUGACUGUUACAUCAUUGUGGUUAAAACUAUUUAUGAGACUUGAAA